CAAGGAUUUUACAUGUUUUUAUUAACCUUUAAGAUUGCAUGCUUCUAAACAGUGGUAAAGUCUUGCUUCCGCCCCUUGUAACCCCCAACUCCCAUCCUCAAGGGAAAAUAGAUAAGAAUAUGGCUCCAGAGAUUCCAUUCUCUCAUAUUCUACCAUUACAGGUACCAGGACUGUUUUCCAAUCAAGAGUUUGACCGCCGUAUUUCAAAUGUUCGUCAGCAUAUGUUGCAAGAGAACAUUGAAGCGUGUGUGUUCACAUCUUACCAUAACAUUAACUACCUCUCUGGCUUCCUCUACUGCAAGUUUGGACGUGACUAUGGUCUCGUUGUAACACAGGAUGACUGUACAGUACUCUCCGCUGGUAUUGAUGCUGGUCAGCCAUGGCGUCGUUCAAGUGCAAGUUGCGAUAGCCUCACAUAUACAGACUGGCAAAGGGAUAAUUUCUUUUAUGCUGUGGUAUCAAAACUUCCAGGCAUCAAGGGUCGUGUUGGGUUAGAAUUCGACGACGUUACUUUGGAUAAUUUCAAGAAAUUCCAAACCGCAUUGCCUAACUGUGAGCUGAAGGAUGUUGGGAUGCCAUGUAUGCAAAUGAGAAUGAUCAAAUCUGAAGAAGAAAUCAAUGUGAUUCGUGAGGCAGCUAGGAUUGCUGAUAUAGGUGGGGCUGCAGUAGUUGAUGCAAUUGAUGUUGGUGUGCCUGAGUAUGAAGUGGCUAAUGCUGGCACAACUGCGAUGAUCCGUGAAAUUUCAAACUCAUUCCCAAAUGUGGAUCUCCUGGAUA
Owenia fusiformis is the source of this 777-nucleotide messenger RNA. Lineage: Eukaryota; Metazoa; Annelida; Polychaeta; Sabellida; Oweniidae. The record is from the annotation of a GenBank genome assembly.